Molecule: messenger RNA, 1547 nt
Organism: Aphanomyces invadans
Lineage: Eukaryota; Oomycota; Saprolegniomycetes; Saprolegniales; Verrucalvaceae
Exons: 6
Coding region: 75-1337 (420 amino acids)
Source: RefSeq, a predicted model, not a curated record
AAAAGAAUGUUGCAAAAUUCGAAAAAUCGUGCUUACUGAUGACAGGCAAGUUGUAAUCCAAGUCAUCGUCGGCGAUGGCAUCUCGCGGCAUCGUCAAGUCCUGCCAAGUCCAACUGGAACAAGCGCUUGCGAACGUUGCGAUUGCAGACGAAAUUCGAGAUGACGACGCCAGAGCGAUAUGGUCGGCUCGUGGUGAAGUCCUAACAACGCAGUCAUCUGGGUGGUGUGGCAAGAAUAUAACAUCCGACGACACGCGACCUCCCCUUCCGCGACAUGUAUUUGUGUGUGUACAUGGAAUUUACGGCAAGGCGCAAGACUCGGACCUCAUCGCCGCGGCUCUCACUCGUGAGUUUGGUUCGUCUGCGCUCGUCUAUCAAAGCACGGCCAAUACACACAAGACGCACAUGGGCAUCCGAGCUAUGGGCACGAACCUUGCCAUCGAGUUGUUGGAUUUAUUUCACAAUCAUUGCCUUCCUGAACUCCCUCCCCAUGACGGCGAACCUCCCAUGCGCAUCAGCUUUGUCGGGCAUUCCCUUGGCGGGAUCAUCUCGCGCUAUGCUGUCGUGUACCUCCAAGUAGCGUUUCAAGCAUAUCACAUUCACCCCACGUCGUUCUCGACGCUGUGCACGCCGCAUCUAGGCAGCCGUCGGCCUGAUGGGACGGUUGGACAGCAACUUUGGAAGUCCGCAGUGCACGGCAUCAUGUCGGUGUCGCUGAUUUACGGUCAAACGGGGGUCGAGUUGCUAUGCGAAGAUCACGUCAAGGAACCGCUGUUGGAAGCAAUGAGCAAGCGCGACUCGGUCUUCAUGAAGGCGCUCAAGGCGUUUGACCAUCGCACUGCUGUGGCCAUGAUCCAGGGCGACCACAUCGUCCCGUAUGCAUCUGCAGCCAUUCAAGCGCAUGUUACCCAUCCCUGUCGAGACUUGUUGGGGCCAUCGAACUGUUCCUGGCAGUGGACGCUGGCGCAUUCGGGGUUUUCCGAGCCAACAUCCAAGUUCACCACACUGCUCCAUGCCACGUACGGCUCCACUCGUUGUGAAGUGAACGCGUCAAGUCUUUCCACAUCGUCUCCAGCAUCAAACGUCAUCGUCGACGAGCGCGGAGAAGUCAGCAUCUCGACGACCAUGCUCGCAGGCCUCAACAGCAUUUCGUGGCGCCGCUUGCACGUGCACGUGCAUUACGGUGGUCCAUGGCAAUGGUAUUGGCUAUCUUUUCACACGUGGCCGCUGGGCAUUCAAAUGCCAGCCAGCUCUCGCAGUUCCGACUUUAUCGACUUGUUUGUCCGCAUGCUGAUGGAUGACCACAAAACGGAUGCGGCAACAACGACCACCCCUUGAGCAGCAUCUACCUCGCAAUGAAUGGAUGGCGUUGGCGCCGUCGAAACACCAACAAUCGUGGUUGUAAACGCAAUGCAACCAUCGUAAUGAAUGCACCACGACCACAGACCAUGUCCAACCGACUGGCAAUGACUUGUUGCGUAAAACCUUCCUUUCCCAUCAUCGAUUGCUCGUCCAUCAGCACCACCCAUGGCAUGCUACCGUCAAGGC